AUGGGUGAGCACGUUUUAGGAAGCUGCGACAACAUGGAUGUCUUGUUUUACGAACAAACCUCCGUACCGGUGAACAAUCUCUCGCGAUAUGAUAAGAACUCACUAAGGCUGAACUUGGACGGAACCCAACUGCCUUCGGUGGUUCAAGAUCUCAGGGGAAACGGCAAACUGGGCAUUUACGCUGAGAAUUCACCCGAGUUGACGCUUUUUAAGAUGGUUUCUCCUGAGUUGGAGAAGUUUAUUGCGAGCAACACUGGGCUAACGCCAAAAGGAAAUCCAGGGACUCUUAAUUCACCGGAAUUCACUCUGUUUAAUCUGAUUUCACCAGAGUUUGAGAAAAUUCUGGCCAGCGUUCAGAAUCCCAAGUCACCGACUUGUACGAAAGCUGUACGCGAAGGUAGUAAUACAGUAAAACAGCAACACGAGGCUUAUGUCCAGGGUUUCGCUGAAGCUCUUCAGCAAAUACACGACCGACAACAACCAGUCGAACAUUUUCAUAAGCAGAAUGCGAUACCCGCUUCUUCUGGUGUCAAUAAUGGCUGGGUCGAACAGGAUAACACUCAUAAUAACUUUCACAGUCAAGUUGCGCUUAACGAGACUUCCUAUGAGAUGAGAAAUCCCGGUUUUGCCGGGGUAGCAGCGUUUGAAAAUCACGAGUCGAAUACGCCACCAGUGUCCUGCAAUGGCCCCAUGGGGGAGUCCGGGAAUUUUGACUACGAAGAGACGUUGAAACCGCAAGGGAACAUUCUACCGUUACCUCCCAUCGAUCUAGAACUUCAGGAGAUCGUCAAGAGGGAACGCAAGAAACAGAAAAAUAGAGUAGCUGCGUCAAAGUGUAGAAAGAAAAAGCUUGAAAGAGAAGCUCAGCUUGAAGUAAGAGUGCAACAGUUAAAAGAUAAAAAUAUUGAACUUAAUGCCGUAGCCAAUGCACUGCGGCAGCAAGUCAGUGAACUAAAACAGCGGGUCCUCGAGCAUGUAGCUUAUGGCUGCCAGCUGCCUUCUAUAACCACGACGGCCUAUUAG
Molecule: messenger RNA, 1023 nt
Organism: Porites evermanni
Lineage: Eukaryota; Metazoa; Cnidaria; Anthozoa; Scleractinia; Poritidae
Source: the annotation of a GenBank genome assembly